AUGGUAGUGAUUCUCCUGAUUAUCUGUACAAGUACUUAUGCGCACAGCAUAAUGCCUGGGAUCAUGGACCGCCAUCAGAACGGUUUCUUCGGUAUCUUCUGGAAAUGUGCAAGAGUGGGCGAGAGAUUAAGCCCGUAUGUCAGUAUUUGCUGUAUCAUCAUGGCCGUAAGUAUAUCUCUCUUUUUCGGAAACUAG
Molecule: messenger RNA, 195 nt
Organism: Nannizzia gypsea CBS 118893
Lineage: Eukaryota; Fungi; Ascomycota; Eurotiomycetes; Onygenales; Arthrodermataceae
Product: S-adenosylmethionine-dependent methyltransferase
Exons: 4
Coding region: 1-195 (64 amino acids)
Biological process (GO): intracellular transport; protein secretion
Source: RefSeq, a predicted model, not a curated record